Messenger RNA from Fusarium keratoplasticum, 756 nucleotides. RefSeq lists its product as uncharacterized. Bases 1 to 756 code for a protein of 251 amino acids. NCBI's taxonomy places the organism in Eukaryota, Fungi, Ascomycota, Sordariomycetes, Hypocreales, Nectriaceae. The record is from RefSeq and is a predicted model, not a curated record. The transcript has a single exon.
AUGGCAACUAUCGACUAUUACCAGAAACUCACUGAAGAGUAUAACCUCAACAACACACCUCUUCUUGUCGCUUCGGGAGUCAGCUUCGCUGUGGGAUACAUGCAAUAUGUCUACGCUAUUAGAGUCUUACUGCGUGAAGGCAAUGGUCCCAUUCCUUUCUGGAUGCAUUCCUUCUAUCUCGCCCAUGACUCUACGUGGUCUUACAUCCUUGGGAAAGCUGCAUCAAGAUAUGACGAGCAUUGGUUUCUACGAGGAACAUCAACGGCUUUGUUUGUAUGGACCACCCUCGAGAUUUUCUGCAUUCAUCGUUCCAUCACCAAGACCCGCAAUGCGUGCUUCGCUUCCGUUCUUGGUCCGAACCCUUCCCUGGCCUCUGUUCUUCCCUAUGCCGUGUUUCUCCAGAUGGCCAUGUACUGCGUUGUUUGGUUCGGAAUCAUCCUGAUGGGCGAAGGUUGCGUUAUGCAGUGGUUCUGCUUGACAAACGUCCUCAUUAUUGUCGGCCCAACACACGAGUACCUCCGACGUGGCUCGCGAGACGGUCUCGCGCUGGGAUUCUGCCUCGUCAACAUCAUCUGCGCUAUCUGGACCUUCACACCAUUCAGCAUGUGGGCUCUCACCCUUCCCGAGAUCUUUGUCCAGCCCAUGUACUACUGCGCUGGCUGUUUCAUGUUCCUGUACUCUCUCUGGGCAUUCUACAUUGUCUACAGUUACCCAGCCAAGAAGCCCUCAAAGAAGGAUCCAUCCCCCAUUUGGUAA